Chironomus riparius is the source of this 1162-nucleotide messenger RNA. Lineage: Eukaryota; Metazoa; Arthropoda; Insecta; Diptera; Chironomidae. The record is from the annotation of a GenBank genome assembly.
AGAAACCAUUGACAAUCUUGUUUGAAUUUUCUUUAAGGUUUUUAUGCUAAAUUUUGGGAUUGUUUGAGCUUGAAAAUUGUUAAAAUGUCGUCUAGAAAAUCUUGGGCUGCUCUUGAAGAAAUGUAUGGAACAAAAGAACGUAAACAAAAAGUUCGAAUUGAUAAUAUUCAAGUAAUGGAAUUACCAAAAGAGGAGUAUUCGGAUAUCCUUCAAAAAAUGAAUAGAGGAGAAAAGUUGACUAUUGAUGAGAUUCAAAAACUUCCAGAAAACUAUCAAACUUUUUAUUACUUACAAGAUGAUGCAGUCAAGGAAGAAGACAACAUCAAAAGACGUGAAAAAUUAAGAAUAGCAAAAGCCAAACGAAGAGCUAGAUUGGAACAUGAAAAAAUAAUUUAUGAAAGAGUCUUGAGAAAAUUAUUAGCAAAUAUGCCGUUGCUUCCAUACGAAAAAGAAAUUUACGAGAAAUAUAGCUCAAAACUAUUGGACAUUCAAGAGCCAGAAAUUCAAGUAGAUGCAGUGGAUAUUCUCAAUGAUGUAGUUAACGGAAAUUAUUCACUUCAAGAUGUUGAAAUGAUUAGAAAAUCAUCAGAACUUCCUCCACCCAAAGAUGAUUUCCAGAACUCUCCAAUUCGACUUUUGGAUAAUGUUGUUGAGAACAUAAGGCAGCAAACACAUGACACAUUACAAAAUUCCCAGUCUGACCAUUUUUUCAAGGCUGUAGAUACUGAUAUUCAGAAUCGUUUGACUCCAAUAAAAUUGGAUGAAAUUAUCUCGUCAUGUGCAACAGGAAUUGACAUGAUGAGAGGAAGUAAAUUUGAAGAGAAUGAAGCAAGAGAUGCUUGUGAGUCUUAUAUCAAAGCGAUUGUAAUGUAUGAGGGAGAAAUUAAAAUUCGCAAUGCUGUGCAUGAUGCGAAUAAAAAGCAAAUAGAAAAGGAUAUUGAAAGACUUGCUGAAGUUGCUGCUGUUUCUGGAGCAUUCUCAGAUAAUAAUACGCAAGAGACGAUACAAGAAUCAUCAAACAAAGGAAAUGAGUCUAUGGGAUUUAACAUAACCAAUACGAAUUUUGACAUUUCUUUUGUUCCAUCGGAUGAUCCUGAUGUUUACAAGCCUUUGGAAAUUAUUAGCUAUGUUGGAAUGACAAAAUAAAGAAAAUAUAAGUCGA